AUGGGAAGGACCCACAUGGGAAGACUCCAGGUGGCAAGCCCAGACAACGCAGGGGCACAUCUGGGGAAGGGCAGGGCCAGGCCCUGGGGAGACCCCAAGAGGACGGGUGGUCACCACUCUUCUGAGAAGACCCAGAUGACAGAGGAGCAGGUAACAGCCAUCCGACAGCUGGCAAACGACUCAGUUGUGGAGGAGGUAACCAACUCCUUGGCUCCAUUUGUAACCAGCUCCGUCGGUCAACCUGUAAUGAAUGUUGUGGCUCAACUUGUAAACAACUCUGUCGGUCAACCUCAACCUUUAACGGACUCUAUGGGUCAACCUUUAACGAACUCUAUGGGUCAGAAGUUAACGUACACUGUGGUUAAACUGGUGACCAAGUCUGUGGUUCAACCAGUAACAAACUCUGUGGUUCAACCUAUAAUGAAGUCUGUGGUUGAGCAUGUUACUGAUUCAGAGAUGGAGCAGGAGAAUGGUUGUGGUUUAGACAAACAGCCGGUAACCGACUCUAACACGGAGGUCAUGAAGCAGCCCCAGGCUGGUGACGCAGCUGUCUCCCUUUCCAACGGUACAUCUGCUGUGACCAACGAGGAACCAACAGACUGUAGCGCCCCUAUGGAGGUGGAACCAUCAGCCACAGCCUGUGUUUCCUCAGGCAUUAUGUUAUGCAGCACCCUCCACCCCUUCGCUCUGUGGGACCACAGAGAUUACUGUGAGGUGGGAGUGUGGGCUCCAAGCACUGAGCCAGAGGACGACUGUGUCUCAAAUCCAGCACAGCAACCCAACCCUGAAGACAUCCAUGAAGUAAUCAUAGACCUUAUACAUGAGUUCCUGGCGUUCUUUAUGUGA
Molecule: messenger RNA, 846 nt
Organism: Oncorhynchus gorbuscha (pink salmon)
Lineage: Eukaryota; Metazoa; Chordata; Actinopteri; Salmoniformes; Salmonidae
Exons: 2
Coding region: 1-846 (281 amino acids)
Source: RefSeq, a predicted model, not a curated record